Messenger RNA from Macroventuria anomochaeta, 633 nucleotides. RefSeq lists its product as uncharacterized. The transcript has 4 exons. Lineage: Eukaryota; Fungi; Ascomycota; Dothideomycetes; Pleosporales; Didymellaceae. The record is from RefSeq and is a predicted model, not a curated record. The coding region runs from base 1 to 633 and encodes 210 amino acids.
AUGCGUACUGUCCACUCGCCCCGACAGAUUCGCAUGUAUGCCAUCGCUCCGGAGGACGAUAUUUAUCCGAUCCGUGAUCUUGUCAAGCAGCGCUCAUAUCCAGAGUCCACGGUGGCUCAGCGAAAGAAGUCACGCAUCUUCAUGGGCACUGGCUAUGCGGGUGGCCGCCAGCUCAAGCUGAUGAACGGUGAUACAAGCAAGUACGGCCGUCACAAGCCUGUUGAGAUUGAUCCAAAGGUGUCUCUGCCCAACACCAACCCUCUACUCGUCAGCAAGCGUAUGAAGGAAGAGCUCUUGAAGAUGCACAUCGCCAACGCCAAGCUCACUGGCUGCAUCAAGAAGUCGCAGAAGGUAAAGUGGGAGGCUAUGUUGGAGCGGGCGCGCCUUGCAGAGCCAGAUGACUUCGACUACGACACUGCUGUGAAGGAGAUCUUGGAUACGUCUGUGGGUGAACUACCGCCAAGCUACAUCUGUCGCAAAUAUUGCUACUGCUACAGCGAGUCCCGUUACCACUCAUUCGAAACCGUUAAAGGCUGGCGCAUCAUGCGCUCUACGUUCCACUCGAAGUCCAGGUUCGAUUAUGAGAACGAUGUCGUCCACGUGAAGGAGACCGAGGGCGAAAAUGCCACUUAA